Messenger RNA from Tarenaya hassleriana, 944 nucleotides. Its product is annotated as transcription repressor OFP6. Gene Ontology annotation, biological process: negative regulation of DNA-templated transcription. Bases 241 to 768 code for a protein of 175 amino acids. The transcript has a single exon. NCBI's taxonomy places the organism in Eukaryota, Viridiplantae, Streptophyta, Magnoliopsida, Brassicales, Cleomaceae. The record is from RefSeq and is a predicted model, not a curated record.
CUUUCUCAGUUCUAACAUGCACACAUUAAGGCUCCCUCCCUGCCUCUCUCUCCCUCUGUAUAAUAUAUAUAUACACAUAUAUAUACAAUCUCGCCUCCAUAAUAUAUAAGAUACAAUUGGCAAUUAUGCCACAAUUCCCAAUUCAUACAUAUCUAUCUAGAACACACACACAGAUAUAUAUAACCCACACCUCCAUUACCCUCUCUCUCUCUCUCUCUCUUUCUCUCCGAGACCAACACAAUGACAGGCAAAACGAAGAAGAAGACAAUCCUCAAGACGGUGUCGGUUGUGGACAUCGGAUGCAACAACUGCAAGAAACCAAACCUCUCCUCCAUCUUCAACCCUUUCCCCAGAAAGCCCUCACUCCGUCCACGUAAUUACACCCACUGCCACUCCUCCUCCACCACCACCACCACCACCACCACUAACCAAUGGUUUUCCGACACGUCAUCGUCCUCCCCAUUCUACAAGAACAAGUCAACCCCCUCAACGCCCUCCGCCACGUCGGCGCUCGCCGUCGAGAAAGAUUCCGAUGACCCUUACCUCGAUUUCCGGCAAUCCAUGCUUCAUAUGAUCCUCGAGAACGAGAUUUACUCCAAAGACGAUCUCAGAGAGCUUCUCCACUGCUUCCUGAGGCUAAACGCACCGUUUCACCACGCCGUCAUUGUUCGCGCGUUCUCCGAAAUCUGCGACAGCGUUUUCUCCCGACGCAGCGUUGGAGGAGGAGGUGCGGGGGCACGUGCCUCACGUGACCGCUAUUACUACUAGCGUCUAAUUGCUGAUGUACGGUUCGUUAGGGGGUACGUAUUAAUGUUUGUUAACGUUAAAGUAGCGUAAUGCCACGUCACCAAUAAUAUAUUGACACAUUAGCUAUUGUCUGACGUGUCAAUAUAUUAUUGGGAGUUCGUUCUACGUUUUAACCUAUGUUUGCCUUGGGAUUUUAA